AUGGCUAAAAGCUCUUUGAAAAUCUUCAUUCUGUCUGAUUACAGUAAUGAAGAUACAGUAGCUGUCUCAUGGGAAACUAAUGAAGGCUGUUUGUUAUGGCUGAUAUCCAGCUACAUGGCGCAUGACCACGGGGAGCAUCCACCAAACGAUGAUAUCCGUAGUGCUGUGAAAAAGGCGAAUGAGUCCAGGAUACCUUUGGUUAUCUGUGCUGACGCUAACUCGCAGCAUAGCAGCGACACCAACACAAGAGGUGAGAGUCUUUUCAGUUUCAUACUUAAUAGUAGUUUGGAAGUAGUUAAUAGAGGUUCAGAACCUACCUUCAUUGUUUCAAACAGAAGUGAGGUACUAGACUUAACACUUGUGAGUGCUGAGCACCACAGUAUGAUUAACAAUUGGGCUGUCUCCGACGACUGCUCUUUUUCUGAUCAUCUAUAUAUUGAUUUCAAUAUCAGUGUAACUUAUGGGAGUGAUAAUACCAUUCUAAAUAGGAGGAAGACCAAUUGGGAGUUGCAGAGUGAUGUACUCUCCCGGUCUCUACCAAACCCGCCCACUAUUGAAAAUAGGGACGAUAUUGAGGUAGCAGUUGAGGCACUUACAGAAGCGUUACAAUCAGCUACUAAUUUGGCCUGUAAGCCGAAUAUCUGCAGGGGUAGGAAUAAGCCACCCUGGUGGAACCCUGAGAUUGCACACGCAAGAAGGGCGUGUCGUAAAUUGUUCAACGAGGCAAAGAGGCUGGGUAACUGGCCGGAAUAUAAGUCCUCAGUGAACCACUUUAAGAACCUUACGAGGAAUGCGAAAAGGAAAGCCUGGAGGGACUUCUGUAGCGGCGUGGAAGGAUCCUCUGAGACUAACCGAUUACGUAAAAUUAUAUCAACUUCACCGGUUGUACCAAGCUAUAUCCAGAAACCCUGUGGUAGAUGGAAUCUGAAUAGUAAGGAAACACUUGAGGUCCUAUUAGAUACUCAUUUUCCAGGUUGCCUUCCAGUCGAUGAUGAGACUAUGAAUGGGGCUGCCGAUUCUGUUGCUCCGGCAUCAUCUUCUCUUGGUGGAUUUGUUGAUGGUUGUUAG
Messenger RNA from Calliphora vicina (urban bluebottle blowfly), 1068 nucleotides. RefSeq lists its product as uncharacterized. Bases 1 to 1068 code for a protein of 355 amino acids. Lineage: Eukaryota; Metazoa; Arthropoda; Insecta; Diptera; Calliphoridae. The transcript has 2 exons. The record is from RefSeq and is a predicted model, not a curated record. Gene Ontology annotation, molecular function: catalytic activity.